Messenger RNA from Engraulis encrasicolus (European anchovy), 855 nucleotides. It is a transcript of the gene fam163ab, whose product is annotated as family with sequence similarity 163 member Ab. The record is from RefSeq and is a predicted model, not a curated record. Lineage: Eukaryota; Metazoa; Chordata; Actinopteri; Clupeiformes; Engraulidae. The coding region runs from base 1 to 486 and encodes 161 amino acids. The transcript has 2 exons.
AUGACAGCUGGAACUGUUGUCAUAACUGGAGGAAUUCUUGCAACUGUGAUACUCCUGAGUAUCAUUGCAGUUCUCUGUUACUGUCGUCUCCAGUAUUACUGCUGUAAGAAGAAUGAGUCUGAAGGCGAUGCUGCCUCAGUCAUCCAGUCACAGGACACUUGCAAUGAGUGCCAUGUUGCCCCUGCGGUGGCCCUGGGGGAUGCAGGAAGUGCCACCAACUCCCCUCUCCCGCUCCCUCUCUCCCCGGAGCCUGUGCCCUCCUCGCGGGCCUACUGUCCCUCCUGCUCGCCCUAUGGCUCCCCGUUCUAUGUGCGCUCCACGGAGGAGAUGCGCAAUGGUGGCGAGCGAAUCACCUACAUGCCCACCCACUUUGACAACCCCUCACUGUCACUGCCGCUACCCAAGUUGCGUGCCGCCCCACUGAGGAGGUCCCCCAGCCCACCUGAAUUCUACACCAACCGGAGAGCAGUCAGCACCGAUGUCUGAUUCAUUCAGUCAGUGGCCCCUUUUUGUCUUUGAGUGGCCUACCAUGACCCAAGAUUGGCCUCUAGUGUGUUCGUCCCUCUACAGGCCUACUGUAGUCAGUCUGACAGACACCUCAGGGAUAGCAAGGGCAAAGGAGGUCACGUGUCCUGGGGAGAGGUCUUGUAUGAGAAGUCUGUGGCCACUGUGCUACUGACACUGUUCUUUACAAGAUUCAGAGGUGGUCAGGUUUUUUUCUUUAACGUGGCGCUUAAAUGUGCCCUUAUCUCUGUUUCGUGUCAUAAUUCAACUAUACCUGCUAUUGCUAUUGAUCAGAAAUGUUUGGCAGCCUGCAAAUGUAGUUGGUAUAGGGAUACAUCCACCCAGACCACA